UUUCUUUCUUUCUUUCUUGAAGUUGUUAGAACUUGACAGGUUACUUAAGGACCCCAUCCUGAACAUUCAUGAUCUUACCCAAAUCCACUCAGACAUGAACCUCCCAGUGCCUGACCCGAUCCUUCUCACAAACAGCCAUGAUGGACUGGAUGGGCCAAACAUGAAAAAAAGGAAGCUGGAAGACUGUGAAGAGACCCUCCAGGGUACCAAAGUGUUUGUGAUGCCCAAUGGGAUGCUGAAGAGCAACCAGCAGCUGGUGAACAUCAUUGAGAAAGUGAAACCAGAGAUCAGGCUGUUGAUUGAGAAGUGUAACACGGUCAAAAUGUGGGUGCAGCUUCUUAUCCCUAGGAUAGAAGAUGGAAACAACUUUGGUGUUUCUAUUCAGGAGGAGACUGUAGCUGAGCUUCGUACUGUGGAGAGUGAGGCAGCUUCCUACCUGGACCAGAUUUCUAGAUACUAUAUCACACGAGCAAAGUUGGUUUCGAAAAUAGCAAAAUACCCUCAUGUGGAGGAUUAUCGCCACACAGUGACAGAGAUUGAUGAGAAGGAAUACAUUAGUCUGCGCCUGAUCAUAUCAGAGCUGAGGAAUCAAUAUGUCACUUUGCAUGACAUGAUUCUUAAAAACAUCGAGAAGAUCAAGAGGCCUCGGAGCAGCAAUGCCGAGACCCUCUACUAAGUGUCAACAUUUGAACUUGAGAACUGUUCAGUCCACUAAAGACUGUCAUUGCCUUGGUUUGUUACGUGACUAUCGAGAUGGGAAACUGGCUGGAAAUAGUAUCGCACUCUUAGUUAAAUUCUAACGAAACUCAAAAAAACCCAAAAAAAAAACUUAU
This is a messenger RNA of Alligator mississippiensis (American alligator), 833 nucleotides long. Its product is annotated as proteasome activator complex subunit 3-like. The transcript has a single exon. The record is from RefSeq and is a predicted model, not a curated record. Gene Ontology annotation, cellular component: nucleoplasm; proteasome activator complex; cytoplasm. Bases 95 to 676 code for a protein of 193 amino acids. Gene Ontology annotation, biological process: positive regulation of endopeptidase activity; regulation of G1/S transition of mitotic cell cycle; regulation of proteasomal protein catabolic process. Gene Ontology annotation, molecular function: endopeptidase activator activity. NCBI's taxonomy places the organism in Eukaryota, Metazoa, Chordata, Crocodylia, Alligatoridae.